Messenger RNA from Miscanthus lutarioriparius, 534 nucleotides. The record is from the annotation of a GenBank genome assembly. Lineage: Eukaryota; Viridiplantae; Streptophyta; Magnoliopsida; Poales; Poaceae.
AUGUCAGGCCAAUUCAAAAUCAGUAAGGACAAUUCCACUGAUUGGGGCACCGAGAAGCCAACAGGCGAGGCAACUGUAUCUGGACAACCAGCUGAAAUGGAUACUUGGGCUGAUAAGGGUGCUAAAAUGGAUUCAGGUGCAGAAAAUACAUGGGACAAAAGAAAAGAAGAUGGAGGUGAUGGUGCCUGGGAGAAGAAGUCUGAUGAUGGCCAUGGCAUUUGGGAGCAUCCCAGCAACUGGAAUGGGCAGAGUUUGAAUGUAGAUCAGGACACGUGGGGAAAUGCCAGGGGCAAAAAUAAGGCAGAUGGCAAUGCUUGGAAUGCUGGAGAUGGAAUUGGAAGACCAAAUGCCAAGUCUAAUGCAGGAUCCAGUUGGGGUGAGAAAGAUAAGAUGGAGUCUGAUGAGCAUCUGAAAGUCCCAAAAGAACCAGACACAUGGAAUAUAGGGAAAUCAAAUGAAAGUCCAUGGGAUAACACUGAUGCACUACAGGAAUCAGACACAUCUGAAAGUCCCAAAAGAAUCAGACACAUCUGA